This is a messenger RNA of Papilio xuthus (Asian swallowtail), 3087 nucleotides long. Its product is annotated as fas-binding factor 1 twitchy. Gene Ontology annotation, cellular component: ciliary transition fiber; centriole; ciliary basal body. The transcript is spliced from 11 exons. Lineage: Eukaryota; Metazoa; Arthropoda; Insecta; Lepidoptera; Papilionidae. Gene Ontology annotation, biological process: cilium assembly; establishment of epithelial cell polarity. The record is from RefSeq and is a predicted model, not a curated record. Bases 95 to 3052 code for a protein of 985 amino acids.
GUGAAAAACAAAAAUUAUUUUUGCUUAUUAUCAUAUUAUUUAGUUCUGAUUAAUUCCAUCCAGGAUAUAUGUGUUCAGAAUAUUAAUUGUGAUCAUGAGUUUCAAUGUAGAUGAUCCGCUUGCUGGGAUUCUAAGUGAUGGUAGUGAUGACAGUUUUUUUGAUGAUGAUAUAUUAGGUAAAAAGAAACCAGCUAAAAAGAAUACCACUGCUGUAGACAAGAAAAGUGCUUUAUUCGAUUUAGAUGACAAAACUGAGCCCAAGCUUCAUGACAUCGUACCGAAGAGAAUUGAAGCUCCAGAGGCUGUCACUAAAGUUCCCAUAAAAACAGAGUUUUCGGAGAAAAAUAAACCUGAUAACCAACUGCUAAAACCUUCAACUUCCUUUAAAUUAUCGGCUAAUGCUGAUACUAAGAGAAACGAUUUGUCCCUUUCUAAAGACUUGCACGAAGUUACAGAUAUUAAAAAAUCUCCUUUUAAAUCUAAAAUUGGCACUAGUAAUGAGAAAAUAGAUAUAUUAGAUGAUAUCCUCGGAUCGAAAAAAAGCAAUAUGGACCAAACAGAUAAAAGAAAGGGGUCACAAUCUAUAUUAGAUGAUAUUUUAGGGAAGCCUACAAAAGAUUCUAGUCAGGUAAAAUCAGCGACAAUAAAAAACCAACAAUAUAACUUGGAUAACAUUUUAAGCAAAAACGAUUCGAAGGAAACAUUAUCAUCAAAGAAACAAAGCAAACAACCUUUGCCAGUGCCUUCAAAUGAAAAUGUCCAACAAAAGAAAACAAAAUCAAGUGAAGAUUGGCUAGGGAUAUUUCAAGAAGAAAAUGAAGAGACCGAAAAGGAUGAUCCUGAUAUGCCAUCAUGGUUAGGUGGAAGUAGCAGUGUAAAAAAGACAACAUUGGAAAAACGCAGUAAAACGGAAUCACAAAAAGAAGUGGAGAAAGAACCUGAUUUACCCAAGCCCGCAUCUAGAAACCAGAGUAAUGAAUUGUCUGGUAUAAAAGAAUCUACAGAUUUAGGUUCUAUAAAAAUUAGUAGCAAUUUAGAAAAAUCAAAUACAUUUCCAAAUGUAGAGGUGCAAAAUGAAGAGGACGUUACGACCCAAGGCGCGGCGGUCUUUUUGCAGCAGCAGGAGGCACAGUUAAUGGUGGCAUUGCAAUUAAAAGCACAGGAUGAAAAACUUGCGGCAAUGCAAGUUAAGCAGAAGGAAGCACAGCGAGUCCACCGCGAGGCGACCGCUGCGCAGCACGCGCAACUUGAUGCCAUGCUGCAGAAGCAAGCCAACCAUAGACUACAGAUGCAAGCUAUUAUAAAUGCACACCAAGAUCGAAUUGCACAAAGAAUAAAGGCACUUUUAGAUUCCAAUGAAACAGGACAAGAUGGCGAUAUGAUUGGUGAAGAUUAUGACAAUGGUUCAAAGAAUACAGAAAGUCCUCGUAAUAAAGAAAAGAAACAAUUAUUACAACUAAUACAAUCACUGCAGGAGAAUCACGACAAAGAAAUAGACCUUAUGGAAACGUCCUACAGGAAACAGCUGGCUUUUCUAGAAUUUUCACUAAGUCAAACAGAAGAAAGGAUGAAAGAGGAGAGCGAUAAAGUGGUAAAUUUCUACAUGGAGAAAAUUAACUGGUUGGAGGAGCAUCAUGGACUUUAUAAAAAGUGGACGGAAGAGAAUACGACUGCGCUUAUUGAACGACAUAACGUUGAAAAAGAAAUGUUAAGACAACAGCACAUGGAGAAUGUGAAAGUGUUACAAGAACAUCACACAGCUCUGAUGGAGAAUAUUAAAAACGCUGUAAAACAGGAACAAGUUUUAAUGCGAGAUUCUGCAGGAUUCUCAUCAGAUAUACAAGAACUGUUGGCUAAUGUUAGAGAUAAUAAAAUAAAAUGUGAACAUUUAGUUGAAAAAGUUACAACUCUAAGUGAUAAAACACAGAGUGAAGCAGAAAGAAGUCUUCAAGUUAGAGAAACGCAAAUUAACGAUAUGAUCCAACAAUUGAAAAAGGAGAGAGAAUAUUUUGAAAGGGAGAAGAGUGAAACCAAAGACACGAUACAAACAUUAGAAGUUAGGAUAAAGCAAAUGACAACGACGAUUGAAGAAGAUACAGCAGUAUUAAAGCAGAAGAAAAUGGAAUUUGAAUUCGAAAAAGCUACAUUUAGUAAGCAAACAGAAUUUGCUAAGAAUGUACUGAAGAAACAAGACGAAGAAGUAAAAAUGUUAAAGGAAGAAAUACAACGGGAAUACAAAGAGAAGAUUUCCAGAAUAGAAGAAGAGAAGUCAAAAUUACUAAAAGAUAGUUCUCUUGUAGCGAAAGAAAAAGCAACUGUACAAAGUCUUAGGAUGGAAUUAGAAAAGACAAAGGCCGAGCUUGAAGCGCAGUUAGAAGAAAUGACGGAGGAGAGGUCCAAAUUAGUUAGAGAGAAACAAGACUUACAUAUGGAGGAACAACGGAUAAUUGCAAAGAGCAAGGAUUUGGAUUUGCUGACAAAAGCAGCUUUAGAGAAACAAUCACAAGCUGAAAAGAAGUAUUCGGAAGCUGAGAACCAACAGAGAAGGUAUGAAGAAAGGAUGCAUAAACUGCAAGAACAUAUCGUAUCACUUAACUCCAGAGAAAAGCAAAUAGCUAAAGAAAAAAUCGUAUUAUCUCGCGAAAGGAUCAAUCUUCAUAACGAUUGGAAGCAAAUGGAGGGAAAACAACAAUGCUCUUUAUGUCGUGCUAUACCGAGAACUCCUCAGUAUAACUUCGAUGCAGCAUUUUCUAGAAGUUACGAUGCUCCCGCGUCUAGAGAUUACGGUGAAGCGAAUAUGAGCCAUGCUGUUAGCGCAAUAGAGCAGGAAAUGGCGCAUCUUAUAGGAAGGUCGUUCGCUUUAAAACAUGACACUGCGAUUGAAAAACGUACGGAUGUAAGAGAUAAUUUUCAUAGUGUUCAUUCAGAUACUGUGCCAUCAGAGUCUGGUGCUUUUAAGGAUUACAUGGAUCCAAAGUUUAUGAUGUUACGUUUGGACGUACAAAAGGUUAUACACAAUUUGGGUGACAAGGAAGGUACAACGAACAAUUAAAUUUGUAAGGGUUAUAAUUAAUAAAAGACUGAAUU